CAUCAAAUUGUAUUAUAGUUUCAAUUCAGCUCAGUGACGGCUUUAUAGGUCAUCAUGUGCGUGCAAUUAUGAAAAGAGGCUUAACUUUGACUUCAUGUUCAAGCAUUUAAACGGACAGAUUAAAAUCACAACUAAGUCUCAAUUACGCUGGAUUUUAAGUAAAAAACAUUUUAACUGAACAUUACUAUAUCCGACAGCUUAUGGGGAAAUACGCUUUCCAUUUUGUGUCAAUGAAAUAGAGUGAAUUGGUUUGUGAUUCUUAAAAUGAUAGACAAUUUUAAACGAUGGCAUUUGUACUAAGUGUAUACGAUACAAGAAUUUUUCUGACAUGAAGUGCAUUUGGAUAUUAACUACUCAGCUUCUGGUGAUAGCUUACAAUGUAACAGCAGAAUGGUUAGACUGGGGGGAAUAUGGAAACUGUUCGAGACCCUGUGGUGGAGGCCUUGUUAACAAAACGAGGACAUGCUUAGGAGCUACACACACAUGUACUGGCACUAACAUACGCUACAAAGUCUGCAAUACACAGGCGUGUGGAAGUGAAGGCCUGUUUAUCAGGGACAAACAAUGCCAAUCAUUCAACAAUGUUUCAAUCAAAGACAACUAUUUCCACUGGGUACCAUAUUACAGCUCUUCGGAACCAUGCGUUCUCUAUUGUCGAACUGUAGAAACGGGUUUUAUCUUAAAAAUGCAAGCGCAAACUUGGAAUGGUACUGCAUGCGGGAAGCAAAGCGGAGGCGUUUGUAUAGGCGGCCGUUGCAAGAAAGUCGGAUGCGACGACAUAGUUGGAUCUAAAAGAAAGCUAGACCCAUGUGGAGUGUGCGGCGGUGACGGUACGUCAUGUGACAAAACACGUGAUCAUAGAAAACGUCAUCAUGAAGCAUACGUCACAGGUUUUCAGUGGGACAUAGGAUGGAGUAUGUGUUCUAAGACCUGUGGGAAAGGAAUACAAGUUCCGUUCGAGGUAUGUAAAAAUUUGGACACAGGAGAGGAAGUCGGUACAAGGUUUUGUUCUGGUACUGAUAAACCAUCUCUUCCUAGGACGAGAGUCUGUGAUGAAAGAGACACAUGUGAUUUCAGGUGGCAAACUUCAAAAUGGGGAUCAUGUAGUCGAUCCUGUGGUGACGGGUUCAAGUAUCGACGUGUCGUCUGUGUCAAACGUUACAACUCUAGUAUAGAGCACGUGCUGGACCACAACUGUGUGGAUGCUAAACCGCAAGGGAAGACGUCGUGUUACCUUGGCGAUUGUCCCGAGUGGUUGACAGGACCUUGGUCCCCGUGUUCGGUGUCAUGUGGGUACGGGCAACAGAAACGGAAGGUUGUAUGUCGUGCAUCUUCUACGGAUCUAUGUACCACUGAGCACAAACCAGCAACUGUACAGAAAUGUUUCUCUGGCAAAUCAUGUGGCACGGGGAGCUUCCAGCAAGACGAUUCUACAGUUACAGAACAUGAUUUCUUUGAUGACGCCAUGCUACAAGAUUUAUUCACGUUACCAAGGUUUGUAGUUUCAUCAUGGGGUCCCUGCUCUGUAACAUGUGGUGUUGGCUACAGGCACAGAAAUGUGACCUGUAAGAAAGAUAGCCAAGUCGUGCCGUUCUCUGAAUGUGAAGGAACUGAGCCGCACAGUAAACGUGAAUGUCAUCAAGGAAAGUGCCCGUUGACAGCUUCCGGUGACGAGGCAUUUGUCUGGCGUCAUAGAAAGUUCAAACCUUGCAGUCAAACUUGCGGACGCGGAACUCAAACAAGUAUCCUGGAAUGUGUUGACGUGGUCAGCAACAGAACUGUAGUCGAUUUCCUGUGUGAAAAGUUGAUCAGACCAGGACCGAUAACCCAAUAUUGUAAUGUAAUUGAUUGUCCACCAGGAUGGCGUGUAAGCGAGUAUGGUACAUGUUCAGUGCCGUGUGGCGGUGGUAGACAAUCACGUGAUAUUGAAUGUGUUCAGAUGACGUCAGGUGGUGCACAAGAAACUCUGCCUUUAUACAGAUGUCCAGACCCUGUUCCACUAUCAGAAAGAUCUUGCAAUCUAAAAUUUUGCCAAGCGGAGUGGAAAACCGGAUCUUGGGCAGAGUGCUCGGUUACUUGUGGUGCCGGGUUCGAAUCAAGGCCAGUAUUCUGUGUAAAACAUCUGAAGACAAAUCUGCAAGUGAAUGUCUCUGAUUCGGAAUGUAUCGGACCGCGUCCAACGAACACGAGACCAUGUUACUUUGGUGACUGCUAUAAACUACAGCAACUUCCGGAAAUAAAGGAGCGGAAAGGAGUUUUUAUUCAAACGAAACGGUCGAAAAGGAUACGUCUUUAUGUUGGAGAAAAGGCAAUUCUUUUGCCAAAUCAGUCCGUUAAAAUCAAAUGCCCAGUGAGAAACUUUCAUAAGAAAUUAAUUUUCUGGACUAAAGAUCACCGUUUGAUUCCGUUAGUUGGACGCGUAAGAGUUUCUUCCAACGGAGCCCUCAGAAUAACACGUGCAAAUCCAAAAGUUGACACGGGUGUUUUCACGUGUAGUGCAGGGUUACUUCAUGCAACCGUUAAGGUAUCUUUUCAAUCAAAGCGUGAGGCUAAGCAACAAGCAGAUACUAUAUUAAAUUCAAUAUUUCAAGCUAAUUUUAACGGGAGUAAUUUUCAAGCUGACGGUACAUCUAAGAUGAAAAAUACGAAGUAUUUACAUAUAAAUGCAAUAGAUGAAAACAGUGGGUAUGAUUAUUCAAGUUUUACCACAUCAAACUGGACCGAGUGCUCGGAAAAAUGUGGGUGGGGUACGCAAACAAGAAUUGUGACGUGUAAUCACUUGACUGAUAAAUUCAUAAGGCUUUUACCAGAGGAGGAGUGCUUGAAAAGAGGACUUGAGAAACCUACCUCAACCCAAAAAUGUAUUAUAGAGAGUGAAUGCCCUUCAUGGACAGCCGGAGAAUGGUCAGAGUGUACAGAUGAGAAGUGUGAAAAAGUAGGUCAUUCAGUACAAACGAGAGUUGUUCAAUGCCUUUACAAGAACCAGACCGAGGCUCUGGUAUCUAAAUGCAACAUUAUCGAGAAGCCUAUUGCUAGAGAGCAUUGUAAAAAUCCAAACUGUACUGCUGAAUGGCAGACAUCAAAAUGGUCAGAUUGUACACCAUUAUGUGGCGCCAAAGGACGGAAGUUACGUACGCUAAGUUGUGUAUGGGUAUCGACUAAACUUCCGGCAUACAAUGUUUGUAGAAAUAAAGCCAAACCAUCUGUCUCAAAAACAUGUAAACCUGCGAAAUGUAGACACACAGAAACUUGUGUCGACAACUCAUCGUUCUGUGAUUUAGCUGGACAUUUAAAAAUGUGCAGAUAUCACAAGUUCCGCUGGAAGUGCUGUAAAACGUGCAAACAAGCCAACAUUAGCUAGAUUCAGAUAGUCCUGCAAACUGUGAUUUUAAUUGUUCAGAUAGAAGCAAAGUCGCCAGACACUAGGCAAAUCGUUUCCAAUGGCAGCGAAUGCAUGUUUUACAGAAGACAUGUAACAAAUUGUAUACUGCUUUACAUGUGUUUUAGUCGUACAAGACACUUCCACCGGAAAUGACGUUAACAGAGAUGACAAUCGUGCGCAGACAACUGUUGUUUUCAAUUUUCUGAAUUUAGCUGUUGCAAUUGUUGAAAACAAUUUACAUGGAAAUCUGAAUAUUCUAGAGAGCUGGAACUUGUACCGUACAGAUAUAUUUGACCCAUUAUACAUGUUUCUGUUAUGAUUAUAAGGUUGUUUGAUAUAUACAUUACAUAAAUCUUUUUUUCUCUCUUUUUCUAGUUUCAACCAAAGUAACCGCAUUAAAUAUAUCAAAAGAGUUAUGAUUACGUUGUUGCGGCAAAGCCGAGUGAUUAACGCGGCGGACUAGUAAUCUAAGGAUUGCUGACCGCAUGGGUUCAAACCCUGACAGGGGCAAGCUGUUGUUUCCUUCAGCAAGAAACUUUACAUUCACUUUACAUUUAUAUUGCUUAGUACUGGUUUGUUCCAGGAACGGAUUCGAGAGUGUUUCAAUAAGAUUAAGCAUAUAGCUUCCAACACAAUCGAACUAAAAUAAAUUUGUAUAAAACCAAAAGAGUUAUGAUAUCAAUAUGUAUCGGUAUCAUAAAUUAUACGAAGUCUGAAUACAUGAAGGUUCUUACUGAUUUAUUUAAAUACAAUGUAUUAUGAAUUCUGAAAUCGUCUUUAUGAUAAAGGUUUGUUCUGCUGAAUCGCCAUUUGACGUUGUUCAUUUAUUCCGGCGUCAAGUUCUAACACAAGCAUUAUUUUAUGACCCGUCACUGUACAUAACUAUCAUUGUGGAUUGUAUAUUUUUUAUGAUAUUAAUUUUCUAAUAAAACUUUGAAAUACG
Messenger RNA from Ruditapes philippinarum (Manila clam), 4325 nucleotides. Its product is annotated as ADAMTS-like protein 1. The record is from RefSeq and is a predicted model, not a curated record. The coding region runs from base 329 to 3361 and encodes 1010 amino acids. Gene Ontology annotation, biological process: extracellular matrix organization. Lineage: Eukaryota; Metazoa; Mollusca; Bivalvia; Venerida; Veneridae. The transcript is spliced from 16 exons.